AACCGCGUGGAGGCGCAAGAAAGGCUGGAACCGGAGAGGGUGGGGUCCGCGGACUGUUGGCUGCCAGGCUGGAAAUCCGCCCCGGGCCCUAGAGGUUGCGGGAGAGAUCUGUGGACGGGGUGAACCUGUCUGCAGGUCCGGGGAUGGAACCGCACAGCUUAGGGUUCCCACAUCAGGGCUGGAAGGAGCCCACGAGUUACCCAGGGAUCUGUGGGAACUGCCCCGUGACUGUUGGAGAAGAUGCCGUACCUUGGCUCGGAGGAUGUGGUGAAGGAGCUGAAGAAGGCUCUGUGUAACCCUCACAUUCAGGCUGAUAGGCUGCGCUAUCGGAAUGUCAUCCAGCGCGUGAUUAGGCACAUGACUCAGGGCUUGGACAUGUCUGGUGUUUUCAUGGAAAUGGUGAAAGCCAGUGCCACUGUAGAUAUUGUUCAGAAGAAGUUGGUUUAUCUGUACAUGUGUGCCUAUGCCCCCCUGAAACCAGAUCUGGCUCUCCUGGCCAUCAAUACCCUGUGCAAAGACUGUUCGGACCCCAACCCAAUGGUGCGAGGGCUGGCGCUACGGAGCAUGUGUAGCCUCAGGAUGCCUGGCGUGCAGGAAUAUAUCCAACAGCCUAUUCUCAAUGGUCUGCGGGAUAAGGCUUCAUAUGUCAGAAGAGUCGCAGUGCUUGGUUGUGCCAAGAUGCAUAAUCUUCAAGGAGACUCUGAAGUGGAUGGUGCCCUAGUAAAUGAAUUAUAUAGUUUGCUGCGUGACCAGGAUCCAAUUGUGGUUGUGAACUGCCUGAGGUCUCUCGAGGAAAUCCUGAAGCAGGAAGGAGGUGUUGUCAUCAAUAAGCCCAUCGCCCACCAUCUCUUAAAUCGAAUGCCAAAACUGGACCAGUGGGGCCAGGCCGAAGUAUUGAACUUUUUGCUUCGCUACCAGCCCCGCAGUGAGGAGGAGCUGUUUGACAUUCUCAAUCUGUUGGACAGUUUUCUCAAGAGCAGCAGCCCAGGUGUGGUGAUGGGAGCCACCAAACUCUUUCUGAUCUUGGCAAAAAAAUUCCCCCAUGUGCAAACUGACGUGCUCGUGCAAGUCAAGGGACCUCUGCUGGCUGCCUGUUCUUCAGAGAGCCGUGAGCUCUGCUUUGCUGCCCUCUGUCACGUGCGCCAGAUCCUGCACAGUUUGCCGGGUCACUUUAGCAGCCACUACAAGAAGUUUUUCUGCUCCUACUCGGAGCCCCACUACAUCAAGCUGCAGAAGGUGGAGGUGCUAUGUGAGCUGGUGAACGACGAGAACGUGCAGCAGGUGCUGGAGGAGCUCCGGGGGUACUGCACUGACGUGUCCGCUGAUUUCGCGCAGGCUGCCAUCCUUGCCAUAGGUGGCAUUGCCAGGACCUACACUGAUCAAUGUGUGCAGAUUUUAACAGAGCUGCUGGGGCUUCGGCAGGAGCAUAUUACCACAGAGGCACUAAUCCUGUGCUCUUGUAUCCUGAGCUGUGUUGUAGUGGUGGUGCAAACUUUCCGAGACCUGGUCUGGCUGUGCCCUCAGUGUACGGAAGCUGUGUGUCAGGCCCUGCCCGGCUGUGAAGAAAACAUUCAAGACAGCGAGGGGAAGCAGGCGCUUAUUUGGCUGCUCGGCGUCCAUGGGGAAAGAAUCCCCAAUGCUCCUUAUGUGUUGGAAGACUUUGUAGAGAACGUGAAGUCGGAGGCGUUCCCAGCUGUCAAGAUGGAGCUGCUCACUGCUCUGCUGCGCCUUUUCCUCUCACGGCCCGCCGAGUGCCAGGACAUGCUGGGGCGCUUGUUAUAUUACUGCAUAGAGGAAGAGAAGGACAUGGCAGUACGGGACCGAGGUCUCUUCUAUUAUCGCCUCCUCUUAUCUGGCAUUGAUGAAGUGAAGCGGAUCCUAUGUAGCCCUAAGUCUGACCCUUCUCUCGGACUCUUGGAGGAUCAGGCAGAAAGACCUGUGAACAGCUGGGCCUCAGACUUCAACACACUGGUGCCAGUAUAUGGCAAAGCCCGCUGGGCAACCAUCUCUAAAUGCCAUGGGGUAGAACGUCAUGGCCCAGAGCUUCCUAACGCCACAUCCUUUGCUACAGCAGGACCCCUGAUUCCGGAAGAGAACAAGGAGAGCGGGCAAGAACUCCCUGAUUCCGGAGCCCUCACGCUAGUCCCCAAUCACCAGCUCACUGCCGAGUGUUUUGAGAAAACAUGGCUGAGCCUCCAGGUUGCCCAUCAGCAGGUGUUCCCGUGGCAGGGAGUGGUCCAUCCCGACACCCUCCAGAUGGCCCUGCAAGUCGUGAACAUCCAGACCAUCGCCAUGAGCAGGGCUGGGGCGCAGCCGUGGAAAGCCUACCUCAGUGCUCGGGAUGACCGAGGCUGUCUGUUCCUCACAGAGCUGCUGUGGGAGCCCGAGACCUUGCAGAUCUCUGUGAAACAAAACGAGCCGAGGACGGAGGCACUGAACAGUUUUGUUUCUGUGUUAGCAACUGUGAUUGGCACGAUUGGAGACUUAAAAUCCUAACAGCUUCUUCCCUGUCCUGAUGAAAUGAGUAGCUGUCAGAGUUCCUUGGUUUUUCUUAUUAUAGCUGCUUGUAAGUCCAGGUAAUAUCAAAAACGCCAAGGCGAGUGGGAAUCUGGGGAGUAGGAUUCUUAGGUUUUUGUCCAAAGGCCGUUGACCUAUUCUUCUCAUAGCUGUUGGCGGGUGGCUCCAUUUUUCCAGGUGAUGUUGUAAAGGUUAAGGUUGUUGGUAAGGGGGUGGGAACAUCCCACACUGAGGGAUGUGUGGAAGAUUCCUAAGAGGGAUGGAAAAAAAGAAUUUGGAUUCUUUCCUAAUCAGUUCAGGGGACAGUUUUACUAAUUAAAGAGACCUGGAAACUGA
Messenger RNA from Phacochoerus africanus (Common warthog), 2853 nucleotides. RefSeq names its product adaptor related protein complex 4 subunit beta 1 (gene AP4B1). The transcript is spliced from 11 exons. Bases 241 to 2496 code for a protein of 751 amino acids. Gene Ontology annotation, biological process: vesicle-mediated transport; intracellular protein transport. The record is from RefSeq and is a predicted model, not a curated record. Gene Ontology annotation, molecular function: clathrin binding. Gene Ontology annotation, cellular component: membrane coat; clathrin adaptor complex. NCBI's taxonomy places the organism in Eukaryota, Metazoa, Chordata, Mammalia, Artiodactyla, Suidae.